AUGACUGAAGUGAAAUGCUUAACGGGCGAUUCAAUGUUAGAAUGGACUUGCAAUGGAGAGGAUGAAGGGUUCAGAAUCUGCGGACACUGUCAGUCCUGUGUCCUCUCUGACAAAUUUUACAAUUACACUCAGUGGCUGAAAAAGUCUGGUGGAGCAUCCCAGAGAAGGUUCCUUACUGGCAUUCUUGUGCGCUGCCAGAAUCUUCACAUCCUGGAGAAUAUCCAGAGUGUUUUGCAAGUGACAACGGGGAAAGAUUUCACCUAUGCCAGGUCCAGAGCCCAGCCGAGAAAACCUGAGGACACCAUCAGCACCACCAUCAGCAUGGGUAGAACUCCGGACGCAAAAAUGCAUGGCAUGGACAUGUUGGAAACCUGGGAAUGGUUUAGGAAGAGCCCAAGCUGGACCAAGUCAAACUAUCUGCUGUCCAUCUUGUCUUUUUGUGACACCUCCCUUUUGCACAUGUUAGGAAAUCUGGUGCGUGUCCUGAUUGUUUGGGAGAAACACAAAUUUCUUCAGUUCAGCAAUACUGGCUCAGAUAUCAUUGCAGAUCUGUCAGUUACAGAGUCACGUUUCUCCUACCACUCGGAUGACCACCCAGAUCUGGAUCUUCUCUUUCAAGCAUGUUCUUUAUGUGAGCCAGUUGAUCUUCCUCAAGAAACUCAACAGGGCAUGGAAACAGAUGUCUUUAAACAGAAGUGCUUAGGACAGACAAAGGACAUCAAAUCUUUCAAGAGUAGCUGUGAUGAAAUGAACAUGCAGAAUGUGAACCCUUGGAAAACAAGGAGAAAACACAGAGAUUCAGACUGUGACAGCUCAGAUGAUCCGGCCCUAACAGUAGUCCCCAGGUCGUCCAAAUCUCUGUCAGGGGUGAGCCGCCAUAGAGAUUUAAUCCGAAGUCUGCCAGUCGAUAUUGCAAAGAGGAUUUUGGGACUUUUGGACAAGGCCUCACUGUACAGUUGUAAGUGUGUGUCCAAGCAUUGGCGAUGCCUAACAGACGAGAUCUUAACAGAGAUGGAAGUAAAAAAGAGUGUUGAGAAACAGGCCAUGAUACUGCAGGGUAACUCUACAUCUAAAGUCAACCCUUUUUAUGCCAGAAUAUGUGAGGUCCAAGUGCCCAUCAGUGAGAAGGAAAAGCACCUGUGUCAUGGAGAUUCCUUCACCAAAUAUAAGGUGGAAAAGGACUUUAGAUCUGUUUACACUGGCUUUAAAACUAAGACAGUGCAAAUGGAAGAACGAAAUGUGUACUGUGGCGUCUAUAACAUCUUGGUCCUGCUGGAAAGAGAGGAUUCCAGUAGAGUGAUGCAUUAUGCUGGGGGUCAGUUUGUGGCUGUUGGGUCCAGGGACCGUACUGUCAGGUUGUUGGAUGUGGCAUCAUUGAAAGAGGUUCCUACAGUGUUCCAAGGACAUGCAGGGAGUGUCAGAGCAGUGCUAGUCUGUGAAGAAAGAGACUUGGUCAUAAGUGCAAGCUAUGACCUCAGCAUCAGGUGCUGGAACCUGAAGACAGGCGUAUGUACAAUGAUAUUUCAUGGACAUUUUGGCACUAUAAACUGCCUGGAUUUGUAUGGAGAUAGACUGGUAUCUGGUGCCAAAGACUGCCGAGUUAAAGUGUGGAACCUGCUGACGGGGAAGUCCAUUGACAAUCUCAAGUUUAAACACCUUAAACCAAUCAUGUGUGUAAAAACUGAUGAAAGCCUGGUGAUCAGCAGCUGUACUAGAGGUCUGGUGAAGAUGUGGAGCAUUGAAACUGCAUCACUCAUUAGGCAAAUCAGUGGCCAUACGGGGGCAGUGCUGUGUCUGUGUCUCGACCAGUGGCAUAUCCUGUCUGGAGGGUCAGAUGGGGUGGUCAAGGCAUGGAGCACCAACUGUAACUUCAAGAAGAGUCUGAUGAGCUUCCAGCAUCCAAAAGAGGUGUUGACAAUGUCUUUCCUGUUCCUGCGGGUUAUCACCGGCUGCAAGGAUGGAAAGAUCAGGAUCUUCAACUUCUUAAAUGGGGACUGCUUGAGAGUUAUCAAGACAAACAUGCAGCAGAACCCCAUUCUUUCCUUGCAUGCACACAAUAACAUAGUUAUGGUGAACACCAGAGGCAGUACUCUGAUUCUACAGUUCACUGAAGUUCAUUGGGACUACUCUGCCAGUGCCGAGAGGGAUUUUUUGGAUUGGUCUCAUCUUAUCUCCCCUGAGUGUGCACUUUGGAGUUCAGAACGGACUCGAGCGAGCCCAUCCAGCCCAAAAAGUCUGAAACAUGCACAAGAUACUCAGCAGGUGUCCAGAAGAGCGGCGACAUGGAGUAAGCUUCAAGCUUAUCGGCGCAGCAGAGCUGCCACUGAAAUUCAGAAUGAGUUCUUCACCAAGGACCGACCUGUUCUUUCAGCAGGCAGUGGACACAUUAAGGACUUUCAAAGUAGAGCCAUCCACACACAGAGGACUGCCAUCACCAGCUUGGAUAAGAAGACUUAUCAUACCGAAAACUCAGUGCUCAGCCAGAGCGAAAAGGCAUUCAGUGACAGGGUGAGAAAGAGAGGCCCUUACCACCCUUCAACCCUUGACCUAACUCUACUGAGAACCAACUCCUCCCAGCAGAGCCAGUACAGUGACCUAGCCAGGUCUAACAUGGAGCUGAAUGCCAGAGUGCGAGAUGCCUGGGGGCCUUGUCACCCAGGUCCAUCCAUAGGAACUCAAUAUAAAGACUCUGCCUCCCUAAUUCCCAAAACCCCAUUGUCUCAUAAGCUGAUGGGACAGCGCUCUCUACAGUCCAAACAGACCUGUUUAAUCACCCACUCUCCUGACCAUUUGGAGGCAGAAUGCCCCAAAGGAGCUCCACCCAAACAAUCUCAUACAUCAUUAAAAGUUAGGGCAGGGAUAAACAAAAUUGGCCCACUAAUUAGCACUUCCCAGGAAGAUGGCAAGGCUCCACAGCGAUUGUUUAUGAGACGAACUUCCAUGGUCCCACAUUGCCCUGAAGAUUUUGAUAUGACUAGUGCAUCCAGCACAUAUCACAACCCACUAGACCCAUUCAAGGAGAAGGGAACUUUUCAGCUGAGGACAGACACACAGUUAGAGGAAUUCAUUCAGGAGCAGAGUAGGCAACAGCAGAUUCAUACACAUGGAAGAGGGGAGGAGAAUGCCCACCAAGAACUUUUGAAACCUCCUCAGUGGCUAACAAAAUUCUGGAAACCCAGCAUUGUUCCCCCAGGUAGCGUCAUUCUUGUGCGGGGUCACUGGUUCCAUGACCUGGGAUGGGAGGCAUUGAAGCUGGAUGCAAGCAAAAAGCAGGAAGGGUUCUUGAAAGAAGACUCUGCUUUCCAUAAAACAGCUCAAAAGUGGGUUGAAAAGAUGAACAAUAAGGUGGAACUGGUGCAUAUGAAUGACCAGAGGUCCUUGUGA
Messenger RNA from Xyrauchen texanus (razorback sucker), 3384 nucleotides. It is a transcript of the gene fbxw10, whose product is annotated as F-box and WD repeat domain containing 10. The coding region runs from base 1 to 3384 and encodes 1127 amino acids. NCBI's taxonomy places the organism in Eukaryota, Metazoa, Chordata, Actinopteri, Cypriniformes, Catostomidae. The record is from RefSeq and is a predicted model, not a curated record. The transcript has 16 exons. Gene Ontology annotation, molecular function: protein binding.